UUUAGAACCGCCGAUGCAGCAAGCGCGACGCCAGCUCAAGCGCCUCAGCGGCGUCGUCGUCGCCACGCGCAACAAGCUCAUCAAGCAGCGCAAGCGAGGCGAGUCGAUGCGCAAGUGGGUCGGCCGCAACUUGGACAACUCGCGCCUCGCAGCGAUCCUCGACCUCUACCAAGUGCUCCUCGGGGUGAUUGUGACGGGCAUGUACAGCCUCCGUAACUGGAAUGCAUGGGACACGUCGCUCGACUCGAUGACGACGCGGUACAUCCAAGCCUUCUUUGGCACGGUCUUUCUCUUUGACUAUUUACUGCGGCUCUAUGCGGCCGACAACCGCAAAGCGCACGUCCUCGCGCCGCUCGCGAUUAUGGAUUUUCUGGCGAUUUUACCCCAAUUUAUCGAGCUCCUCGUGCCCGACAGCUUUAGCCGCGACCACUAUCUGUGGGUGACUGCGAUCAAGACAUUUCGACCGUUCCGAUGCCUUUGCUGCUUUCGACUGCUCGUGUUUGCUACGACCGCGCGGCAGCGAGAGACGUUUGUGCUCUUUAGCGCCGUCAUUUGCAUCAUCAUUUGCUUUGGCUCGAUGCAACAGGCCAUCGAGGCGUGUCCUGCGUCAACCGCGCGGCUAUGUUUCGUCUUGGCCAACAAGCUCUCGCCGGACGCCGACCAGAGCGACACAGCGUGCAACUUUAUCACCAUCUCGCUCCGGCACUUCAACAAACACGUCCCCAUUUUCGUCCAAGUGCUAAAGUCGGACAACAUUGGUCACUUGCACCUCUCGGGCGCCAACAACGUCCUCUGCGUGGACCAGUUGAAGCUGGCCAUUCUCGCCAAGUCGUGCUUGAUGCCGGGUACGGCGGCGCUCAUUUGCAGCAUCCUCUUUACGUUUCGCCCAGCGGUCGGUCUUCGGUGCGCGCAUGUUUGA
Messenger RNA from Saprolegnia diclina VS20, 919 nucleotides. RefSeq lists its product as hypothetical. Bases 14 to 919 code for a protein of 301 amino acids. Gene Ontology annotation, cellular component: membrane. The transcript is spliced from 6 exons. Gene Ontology annotation, molecular function: monoatomic ion channel activity. The record is from RefSeq and is a predicted model, not a curated record. Gene Ontology annotation, biological process: transmembrane transport; potassium ion transport. NCBI's taxonomy places the organism in Eukaryota, Oomycota, Saprolegniomycetes, Saprolegniales, Saprolegniaceae.